Molecule: messenger RNA, 3444 nt
Organism: Fukomys damarensis (Damara mole-rat)
Lineage: Eukaryota; Metazoa; Chordata; Mammalia; Rodentia; Bathyergidae
Gene: Gm2a
Product: GM2 ganglioside activator
Exons: 3
Coding region: 1651-2322 (223 amino acids)
Biological process (GO): lipid transport; ganglioside catabolic process
Cellular component (GO): cytoplasmic side of plasma membrane
Molecular function (GO): enzyme activator activity; lipid carrier activity
Source: RefSeq, a predicted model, not a curated record
GUUUUUGUGUAUUUAUUUUGGUUUGGGAAGGAUUUUUUUGACUAUUAAAAUCGUCUUUGUAGAAAUUAUCCUUAUUAGGCAUCUUUUAUACUUUUCUGAUUAUCUAGAUGCAUAUUUUUUAGGUCUGUUUUGCUUUUUACACUGAAGACAACCCAGGGCCUUAUGCAUGCUGGGCAGGUGCUCUGCCACUGAGCUGUACCGCCAGCCCCACACACACCUUCAGACAUAUAUUGCAAAAUUGCAGCCCUUUGUUUCAGGCGAAUUACUUCUGAACAAUAGCGGGUUUUCCUUUCCCACAUUUGUCAACUCUGAGCAUGUUCUAAAAAUCUUUGCCAGUCCUUUGUGCUAUCCUAGUGAACUCAGGUAUCUGUUCAUGAGUUUAGCCUUUUGUAUUUACUUGGGAAUAACCAGUUUUUCUCUAUUGCCUAUUCUUUGCAGAAUAAUAAGGGCUUUCAGUGUAUCCAUUGCAACAUCACUUAUUGCAGUCCUAUGCUCUACUUAGAAUCACCACAUUUCUAGGAUAUUCUUAUAUGCCCUGCAGUCUGUUCUGCCUCCCUAUUUACUCUGGAACCCACUUUUCUUCUUAAUUAUUGAGAGGAGUUCUGAUGUGAAAUCUGUGUUCCUGAAACUAGCUGUAGGCUUGGUGCAGUCCCAGUCCCUACCUCCCAGGCCUGGCUUGCACAGUGCCUGAGUCAAUCAGUAACGUGGGAAGUGCCCUGCACAGGCCUGGCACACAGGACUCGCGCAGUCACCAUGCCCCGGCUUUCCGCUCCCCUAUGAUUCCUCGAGUCUUCUCUGGACUGGGCGCCUGCAGUUUUUUCAGCCAGCCUCACCACACCUCCCUAUUUUCUGCCCUUUCUUGACCCUGGAAUGCUGCACCACCUGUAGGAUUCCAGGAAAGCCCAUCCUGGAGCCAGCAUGGAAGCAGGAAGCAAGCAUAUCCUGUCUUCUGCCCCAGCUGCUUUUCCUGCUUUCCUGUUUUAUUGGCCAUCAUGAUGGAUUUUACCCCCGGUCCUUUCCUAUUGCUUUGUCACCUAUAGAUUUGGGCCACAUUUUCUUUAUUCUCACUUGUGCUUAGUACUAAUGGGCCUUAGAUUCCCCUGGGCCCCAUCCUUUCACAUUUCUUGUUUGUUUGGAUUUGUGGUUUAAUUCUUUCCUCUUCUCAGGCCACCUAUUGGACAUAAGCCCCUCUGAUGGCUUGUUUGGGAGGGGUUGAUUCGUGGUGAUCAUGAGGCCCCUGAGCUCCAGCAGCUGGGGAGUGGAGGAGCAGCUGUGGGUGCGGCUCCAGCCCUCUCCCCUCACCUGCAGACCCCCAAGGGCCACUGUCCGCCCUGAGCACUGUGGUCUGCGUCUUCACCGCUCAUACUGCGCAGGCAGCCUGUUAGAUCCUCUCCCUCUCACCUUGUCCAAGGGAAAUGUCCUUAGUCAGAAGUGCCAUCUGGCUCUGUGCUGCAGAGUUUUCAAAGUUGUGAUUCCCAGAUCCCAUGAGCUGCAGGCGAGGCUGAGGCCAGCUCAGGAGCUCUCCAUCUUCUGGCUCCUCCACAGGACUGGGUGUAUUUCUAAUUCCCACGUGCCAGGGCCCCUUCCAGUUGCAGCCUGUGCAGCCCUGGUCGUCCCACCUCCAGGAAUUGUCCUUUGUCCCUGGUUUACAUGCUUACAUAUUGGGGUUUCUGGCCUGAUGGGCGUCCUCCUUUUCCCCUCCAAGUCACACAUUUGCAGGGCUUCCUGCCUGGGGCCUCUGACACAUCCGGUCUAUUCAAAGGCUGCCCUCAAAGGCAGUGGAUCUUUAUCAAGAGCUUUCUGUGUGCCCAGCUCUGUGAUGGCUCCAAGAGAAGAAGCCAUUAUUUCCCAGACUGCAGAGAGCUUCUGUUCAUAGGAUGUCACUGGCAGAUCUCCCUGCAGUCACGAGAUCCACAUGUCUCAGUAUCAGGACUGUGGUGCGGAGGCCUCCGGGAUGGUGGGGCUUGCCGAGGGGCUGAGCAGGUGGAGCUAACAGUGGAGAGGGAGGUGGCCGGACUAUGGAUCAAGAUCCCGUGUGUGGAGAAACUUGGCAGCUGUACCUAUGAGGACAUCUGUAACAUGCUCACCACUUACAUUCCCCCUGGGGAACCCUGCCCGGAGCCCCUGCACACCUACGGGCUUCCCUGCCACUGUCCCUUCAAAGAAGGCACCUACUCGCUACCCAGAAGUGACUUCACGGUGCCUGAGCUGGAGCUGCCUGGCUGGCUCAGCAGCGGGAACUACCGAGUCCAGAGCAUCUUGAGCAGCGGUGGGAAGCGGCUGGGCUGUGUCAAGAUCUCGGCCUCACUGAAGGGCAAAUAACGUGGCAUUCGCCUCAGCCAAGCGAGGGGAUGGGAAGGCCCCACCCCCACUGCACUGCCCUCUGUGGGACUCUGCCGCUCACUGGAAUCCACCGUGAGCCACUUAGGUUUCCGGCUGGGGCCAGCUGCGAGGGGCCAUUCUGGGGAGUCCCAUCCCUUUUUCCCACUGGGUGACGCUCUCUGAGCUUCUGUCAUUUCCAGAGUCGUUAAGGGACAGAAGCCACUGUGCCCGGGACCUUCAGUUCUACUGACCCCAUCCUGGCCUCUGUCUGACUUCCUGCUUGCUGUUGAUGAUUUAAAAGUGCCAGUAUUAAUAUUUUUCUUUUCUCCAAACCCCUCCUGCAUUGAAGGGGCUGAAGUAGUUGUCUGUUCCUCCAUUAAUUUUUGCAAUUCAGUUUGCAUUCAUUCCAUGGUUUGUGUGGUCAAUGCCAGGGCCGGGUGUGUGCUGCAGGUGCCUUGCAGAAAUUAAUUACCUUAAGAAUGCUGUAGGUGCUUAAGAUCAAUUACAGACUCAAGUGCCUGCAGGGCCAAGCAAAAUUAGGAACCAGUAGAAACAGUGGGCUUCUGGGCAUGACCUCCACUCUUACUUCUUUAAUAAAGUUAACAGAUCCCUAAGGAUUCCUUAUGCUGUAAGACAAGUCAGGCUGUGCACUGAUACGAGCGAGCCAACAGUCCACCUCCUGUCCAGGUUUUCCAUGUCCCCGGCUGCGCCAUGGAAGAGUGUUAUGGGACCCGUGUUUGUAGAGUCCCCAUUUUGCUCCCUAGAGAGGCCAAAACCCAGAUUUUUAUGUGAAAUCUUACAAUUUUUAAAUAUUGGCAGCUCGUUAUCUUUUUAUACAUUGUACAGCUGAAGAUUUGUCUGUGUUGUCUGGUUCCUGUGGGCCCAAGAUCACAGGCCCUGUCCUUUCGGUUUCCAGGCAUCUCCUCCGCCAGCCUCUCCCUGUGUCGGCCAGACUGGGUCGGCAAUUGUGUGGGUAGUGAGACCUGGGGUGGAGGGAUGGAUCCCUUGCCAGCUACCCGGCCCUGUUCACUGUCCUGUUGUGCACGACAACCUCCUGAGCCACAGAGAGCCCUGAGUUCCGGACUCAUUUGGAGCAAUAAACCUGUUUAACUUGCUGAGAAG